This is a messenger RNA of Coregonus clupeaformis (lake whitefish), 1865 nucleotides long. RefSeq names its product cyclin-dependent kinase 20 (gene cdk20). Gene Ontology annotation, molecular function: cyclin-dependent protein serine/threonine kinase activity; ATP binding. The transcript has 8 exons. NCBI's taxonomy places the organism in Eukaryota, Metazoa, Chordata, Actinopteri, Salmoniformes, Salmonidae. The record is from RefSeq and is a predicted model, not a curated record. The coding region runs from base 248 to 1279 and encodes 343 amino acids. Gene Ontology annotation, cellular component: nucleus. Gene Ontology annotation, biological process: protein phosphorylation.
UGUAGUCAACGUAAACAGUCAGCUAGCGUUUUUGCUAGGGAGCAAACUGUUCUUUGCGUUUGAUAGCUAGUUUACUGUAUUACCGCGUUAUUACACGAAUUAACACGAUUUAAUGAGAUGUACCAGAACUUCGUAGAUGUUUCUCUCUUAACGAUUGCAUUUGGUUGAAGAAGCCAGCUUUACCAACAAGAGAGCUUAGCUAUCUAGCUAACGUUGGCUAACGUUAACUGUCUUGUGUAACGUUACCAUGGACCAAUACAGUAUUUUGGGUAGAAUAGGAGAAGGAGCCCAUGGCAUUGUUUUCAAAGCAAAACAUAUCGAGACUGGAGAGACUGUGGCUCUGAAGAAAGUAGCUCUGAGAAAGCUGGAGGAUGGGAUCCCCAACCAAGCCCUCAGAGAGAUCAAGGCUUUACAGGAGAUUGAAGACAACCAAUACGUGGUGAAGCUAAAGGAUGUGUUCCCCCACGGUACAGGGUUCGUCCUGGUGUUUGAGUACAUGCUCUCCGACCUCUCCGAGGUCAUCAGGAACUCCCAGAGGCCUCUCACCGAGUCACAUGUCAAAGGUUACAUGAUGAUGCUGCUCAAAGGGGUUGCCUUCUGCCACGAGAACUCCAUCAUGCACAGAGAUCUGAAACCAGCCAACCUGCUCAUCAGCUCUACAGGUCAUCUGAAGAUAGCAGACUUUGGCCUGGCCAGACUCUUCAACAACAAUGGAGAGCGCCUCUACAGUCACCAGGUGGCCACCAGGUGGUAUCGAGCACCAGAACUGCUUUAUGGGGCAAGGAAAUACGACGAAGGUGUAGAUCUCUGGGCAGUGGGGUGUAUCUUUGGAGAACUUCUGAAUAGCUCCCCUCUGUUCCCUGGAGAGAAUGACAUUGAACAGCUGUGCUGUGUUCUCAGAGUCCUGGGGACACCCAACCAGCGCAUGUGGCCGGAGAUCACAGAGCUGCCUGACUACAAUAAGAUCACCUUUAAGGAGAACCCUGCCAUCCCUCUAGAGGAGAUAGUCCCUGAUACCUCGCCUCUGGCUGUGGACCUGCUCAACAAGUUCCUGGUCUACCCCUCUAAACAGAGGAUCAGUGCCAGACAGGCCCUGCUCCAUCCCUAUUUCUUCUCUGAGCCCCUGCCAGCCCACCACUCGGAGCUGCCUAUCCCCCAGCAUGGAGGGAAACAUUCCCGUCAGCGACUCCAGCCUCCUGUAGAGUUCUCUGUAGAUCUGCCCCUCUCAGAGAACCUGGUGGACCCUGCUCUGGUCCAGGGACACGCCUGGUGUCUGUGACUGACUGGCCUCCAUGCUUUUCAUAGCCUGGGUGGGAGUAGCACUAUGUUUGACCGUCAGAGCCUGAUGUUACCUGCUCUGGUCCAGGGACACGCCUGGUGUCUGUGUCUGUUCUUCAUGUUCGUCCUAGCCUGCUUAAACCAGGGGUGUAUUCACUAGAAACCAAACGGGACCAAACGGAAUUUGUCCAAUAGAAACCUUUGUUCUCGUUGCAAAUAAUUUUCCCGUUGCAAAACGUUUCGCAACGGUGUACGACUAAUGAAUACAACCCAGAAUGUAGCCUGAUGUAUCCUGCCCCGGUCCAACGACACGCCUGGUGUCUAUGACUGACUGUUCAUCCUAGCCUGAGUCCAGAUCUGUUUGUGCUGUUUUGCCAACAGAAUUUGCUGUCAUUGUUAUGGGCGUGGAGUUGGCAAGACAGCACAAACAGAUCUCGGACUCAGGUUAUGUUAAUUGCACCAUAUAAUAUUUAUAUUGGUAUUUACAUUAUCUUUGUACAUAAGAUGCGGCAGGUAGCUCAGUGGUUAAGAGCGUUGUGCCAGUAACCGAAAGGUAGCUGGUUCUAAUCCCAGAGCCGACUAGGUGA